This is a messenger RNA of Cannabis sativa, 2589 nucleotides long. RefSeq lists its product as uncharacterized. Gene Ontology annotation, biological process: proteolysis; DNA integration. The record is from RefSeq and is a predicted model, not a curated record. The coding region runs from base 1 to 2589 and encodes 862 amino acids. Lineage: Eukaryota; Viridiplantae; Streptophyta; Magnoliopsida; Rosales; Cannabaceae. Gene Ontology annotation, molecular function: aspartic-type endopeptidase activity; nucleic acid binding. The transcript has 5 exons.
AUGACUCGAUAUACAACCAAGUUUGAUCGCUUUGCUAAAUUGGCCUAUGGGAUUGUGCCAACCGAUUUUAGUAAGAAGGAAAAGUACUUGGUAGGGUUAAAUGCCAAGAUUAAGCAUUAUUUGGUUAUUACUACAAAUGACACCACAACCUAUGCUGAAAUUGUUGACAAGGCUCUUCAAGCUGGAGGAGCAGUUAAGUUCUUGCAAGAAACCCGAGAGAUUCCUGGUGCUGGUGGGACCACUACUCUUCCUAUUUUUGGCUCUAGAAAAGAGAGUGGUGAUUCCACUAUUGAGCAAAAGAAGAGAACUUUCCCAUCUUCGGGGAGUUCAGAGCAAGGUAAAAGGUUUCAAGAAAACCAGGGUAAAGGGGGACGUCAGACUUACUCCUAUCCUGAGUGCCCGCGCUGCAAGAAACAUCAUCCUAGGACUAGUAACCGAAGAGCUUAUAUUCAAGGUGGAUCGGUGGGGCACCUCAGGAAAGAUUGUCCCCAAUUGAAGAAAGAGGAACCUAAGCUUGAAGCUAAGCCUGCACCAGCACGUGUAUUUGCCAUCACUCAGGCAGAUGCUGCCGCCAGCCCUACAGUAGUCACAAGUCAGCUUCUUAUCAACGGUUUUGCUUUUACAGUUUUAUUUGAUUCGGGUGCUACACGAUCAUAUAUAUCAUCAAGAGUUCUUAAUCAGCUUGGUAGGCCUAGUGAUAUAUUUGAGAUGGGAUUUGGAACCCUAUUGCCUAAUGGGGAAUUAAUUAUUUCAAGAAAGUGGGUUAGAUCGGUGUUAAUUAGGGUUGAAGACAGGAAAUUGAGCGCUGAUCUUGUGGAGUUACCAUUGGCCAAGUUUGAUAUUAUACUCGGGAUGGACUUUUUUUCCAAAUACUCUGCUAGUAUUAACUGCAAACAGAAAAUGGUAACUUUCCAACCGGACAAUGAGGAACCAUUUAUUUUUGUUGGUUCGGUUCAAGGUUCUCGUGUCCCAAGAAUCUCAGCAUUGAAAGCUAAGGAUUUAUUACGCAGUGAGUGUGUAGGAUUCCUAGCGGUUGUAGUGGAUUUUAGUAAACCAGUGUUACUUGGACCUGAAGAGGUUAAAGUGGUUAAGGAAUUCCUGGAUGUGUUUCCAGAGGAAUUACCGGGGUUACCACCUCAGCGGGACAUAAAUUUUAUUAUUGAUCUAAUACUUGGGGCAGAACCUAUUUCAAAAGCACCUUACCAAAUGGCACCUGCAGAACUAAAAGAACUGAAGAUACAACUUCAAGGAAUGCUGGAUUUAGGGUUCACCCGACCAAGUGUGUCUCCUUGGGGAGCUCCAGUCCUAUUUGUAAAGAAGAAAGAUGGGACCCUUCGAAUGUGUAUUGACUAUCGAGAGAUAAACAAGUUAACCAUUGAAAGCAAAUAUCCUUUACCUAGAAUUGACUAUCUGUUUGAUCAACUUCAAGGCAAGAUGGGGCAUAUUGUCAGAAAGGACAGGAUUAUGGUCGACCCAUGGAAGAUUGAAGUAGUGAAGAAUUGGCCUAGACCAAAAACAGUCGCUGAAGUUCGUAGUUUUCUCAGUUUAGCGGGUUACUAUCAUCGUUUUGUGGAAGCCUUACCGUGUGAUCAAGAGAAAUUUGUGGUGUAUUGUGAUGCAUCAAGGCAUGGUUUGGGUUGUGUGUUAAUGCAGGCAGAUAAAGUCAUAGCCUAUGCUUCACAACAACUGAAAGAUUAUGUGCAGCGCUAUCUAACUCAUGACCUGGAGCUUGCAGCAGUGGAUCUGAACAUGAGACAAAGGAGGUGGUUAGAACUAGUGAAGGACUAUGACUGUGAAAUCCUGUAUCAUCCUGGAAAGGCAAAUGUUGUGGCAGAUGCCUUAAGUCGGAAAGGACCUGAUCAGACUUUCAAUAUGGUAAUGAUUUCUCCUAAAUUAGCCUCGGAGAUGUCUAGGGAAAAUAUUGAAUUCGUGAUCGAGAAGUUGCAUAAUCUGACACUUCAGUCAGACUUGUUGGAAAGAAUUAAAGUGGCACAACUAGAAGACCCUGAAUUGCUUAAGUUUCGAGAAGAUGUCUUAGCAAGCAAAGCUAAGGACUUUUCGAUCUCUUAUAGUGGAAUAUUGUUGUUUAAAACUCGUGUGUGUGUCCCUGGUAACAAUGAGCUUAAGAAAGAGAUUCUGGAUGAAGCUCACACUACCCCUUACUCGUUGCAUCCGGGAACCACCAAGAUGUAUCAAGAUCUGAAGCCAUAUUUUUUGUGGUAUGGGAUGAAGAGGGAUGUGGUUGAUUAUGUCACUAAGUGUUUAACCUUGGAUCAGUAUGCUGAUCUGUAUGUGAAGGAGAUUGUUCGCUUUCAUGGGUUACCAAAGUCUAUCGUUCCAGAUAGAGACCCUAAAUUUACCUCGAAGUUCUGGGUGAGUUUGCAAAAGGCCAUGGGAAAUAAUUUGAAGUUCAGCACGGCCUUUCAUCCUCAAACAGAUGGGCAAUUUAAGCGAACUAUUCAGAUACUUGAAGACCGGUUACGAGCUUGUGUCAUGGAUUUCGGAGGGUCAUGGAGCAAGUAUUUGCCUCUGAUUGAGUUCUCCUAUAAUAAUAGCUAUCAAAGUACUAUAGGAAUGGCUCCUUAUUAG